GCGCAGUAGCUCUGUGAUGAUCGAGCUGACGAUGAGCCCGGCCAUGGCGGUGGGCAGCUCCCUGCCCUGCGACUCACCGCCCUUGCUUCUCUCCUUCGCGAUCAUGGUAGCUACGGUGCUCUGCGUCUUCGGUCGGCUGCGCGCAAGCAAGCGGCCAUGGAACUGGAAGUGGAACACGGCGGCGGUUAGCCGGGACGCCGUCCUCCGCCUCGUCGGCAUCCGCCUGGGCGACGUGCGGACGGUCGUCGUCCGCGACGGCGCCGUCGCGGUGGACUCGCUCGUCCGCCGCGCCGACGUGUUCUCCACCCGCCCCGCCGGGAGCGCCCCGACGUCCACCAUCUCCGGCGGCCGCGUCCACAACAUCAACACCGUGCCGUACGGCCCGCUCUGGGUCGCGCUCCGCCGCAACCUCAGCUCGGAGGCGUUCCACCCGGUGCGUGGCCUGGCGGGCGCCGCGCCGCACCGCGCAAGGGCGCUCGCCUCGCUCGUGGUGGACGUCGCCGCGCGCUCCGGCGCCGGCGGCGUGGUGCCCGUCCGCGACUGCCUGUCCGCCGCGCUCUUCUCGCUCAACGUGGCCACCUGCUUCGGCGACGGCGUGGACGGCGACCUCGUCGAGACCAUGCGCGUCGUGCAGCACGAGUUCCUGAGCUUCCUCUCCAAAGCCCGCGUCUUCGGCACCUUCCAGAAGGUGGCGAGGCUGGUGUACCGGGAUCGAUGGAAGAAGCUGGUCCACUACCGCCGGAGGCAGCAGGAGAUGUAUCUCCCGCUCAUCAGAGCACGCAAGGAGCAGCGCCGUACUCAAGGCACCACGUCGCCGUCGUCGUCGUCGACGGCGUACGUGGACACGCUCCUAGACCUCGAGGUCCCGGCGGCGGACGGCGAGGCCGGGCGGCGGAAGCUCACCGAAGGCGAGAUGGUCGGCCUCGUGUCGGAGUACCUGGGCGCGACCACGGGCACGGUGCUCGCCGAGCUGGAGUACAUCCUGGCGAACCUCAUCCUCCGGCCGGACGUCCAGAGCCGGCUGCGCGCCGAGGUCGAGGCGGCCGGCGGCGAGCCGUGCGCCUACCUGAGGGCGGUGAUCAUGGAGUCGCUGCGGCUGCACCCGCCGGUGUCGUCCGUGCAGCGGCACAUGGGGUGCGACGUGGUGCUCGGUGACGACACGCACGCCGCGCAGGGCAGCGUCGUCAGCUUCGCCAUAGAAGAAAUCGGCAGAGAUAACGAGAUAUGGGCAUCCGCGCAAGAGUUCCGUCCGGAGAGGUUCAUGCCGGGCGGCGAAGGGGAAGGGGUGCGGCUGGCCCUCGGCAGCAAGCACCAGGAGGAGGCGACGAAGGUGGUGAAGAUGAUGCCGUUCGGCGCCGGGCGGCGGCGGUGCCCCGGGAUGGGCUACGCCAUGCUGCACCUCGAGUACUUCCUCGCCAGCCUGGUCGCCGCCUUCGAGUGGCGCCGCGCCCCCGGCGAGGACGGGGAGGUGGACCUCACGGCGGACUACGGCUUCAUCACCGCCAUGCAGCGCCCUCUCCGCGCGCUGGUCGUGCCGCGGACGCCGCCGGCGAACGCACGCUCGUGUGUUGGCGUAGCGGUUAAUUAGUUGAGUUUUUUUAUGGUAUUUUAAAAAAUAUCUUGAGUUAUCAUAUUUUUAGCGUAAAAAUUUAGUAACUUGAGUUAUAAUACUUUAAGAUAAUAGAAUUUUACGCUAAAAUUUGUGAUACCUCGAGGUAUUAUUAAAGAUGAUAAAAAAACCUAAUUAGUUACUAGCACGGGAGAUGAUCAUUUUUUAGAUGUGAUGGGAAGAAUAAAAUUCCUAGCUGCGGUUAUUGCAUCAUAUGAUGCGCCCAGCUAGCGUAAGAUUGAUCAUCUUGAAACAGGUUUCGAAUAAAAAUGGAGGGCGGGUCGUCGGCUGAUCGAUGUGCGCAAAUUAUAUGUCUUCCAUGUUAAUGGAAUAGGGCAAAGCGCUUGCCUUUGUUUUCUAUAAAAAUCGUAUGCGUCCACUUUUUUUCGAAAAAUAAAUGUGUGCUGACCGAACUGAGAGUUCACAAAUGAUAUAUUCAGGUGACGAAAUUUGAGGGGACAUGUUGUUAUUGUCAUCCAAUUUAACGCAGCUACACUCGUGGCACAUACUUUGGGCCAAUGCCUCAUUUCCAUUUCCUUUUUCAGUUUUGAUAUAAAUCACCAGAGUGAUUUUUUCCAAUGUAACUAUAUUUUAAUUAAGUGUAAUUAUAUAUUCGCUGCGUCAUUUAAUAAAAAGCAGAAA
This is a messenger RNA of Oryza brachyantha (malo sina), 2251 nucleotides long. RefSeq names its product cytochrome P450 89A2-like. Lineage: Eukaryota; Viridiplantae; Streptophyta; Magnoliopsida; Poales; Poaceae. The coding region runs from base 17 to 1588 and encodes 523 amino acids. The record is from RefSeq and is a predicted model, not a curated record. Gene Ontology annotation, molecular function: oxidoreductase activity, acting on paired donors, with incorporation or reduction of molecular oxygen, NAD(P)H as one donor, and incorporation of one atom of oxygen; iron ion binding; heme binding. The transcript has 2 exons. Gene Ontology annotation, cellular component: membrane.